This is a messenger RNA of Aphidius gifuensis, 5862 nucleotides long. RefSeq lists its product as uncharacterized. NCBI's taxonomy places the organism in Eukaryota, Metazoa, Arthropoda, Insecta, Hymenoptera, Braconidae. Bases 2039 to 4948 code for a protein of 969 amino acids. The transcript is spliced from 6 exons. The record is from RefSeq and is a predicted model, not a curated record.
AUGAGGCCUCACAGCGGGUGAAACUAUGCUCGUCUGUAGCCGGUAUAUAUUAUUAUUGUGUAUAUGUUUUGGUUAAUUUAUUUUUUUUCAUAUUCAAUUUUCAUAAACAACCUAUAUUUUAUCGAUAUAAAUUUUUACAACGUGAGUUAAUACUGUUUAAUCCAUUUAAUUAUGGUCUAAUACUCCAAAAGAUAAUAAAAAAAAAAAUCAUUUUAAUUUUAUCGUGAAUUGUUUGUUUCUUUUCAAUUUAAAAUAAUAAAUUUAAUCUAAUAAAAUGUAAUUUUUUAUUUGUGCUAAGUUUUGUUAAAGUGUAGUUUAAAAAUUAAAUUAUAAUUUUUGAAAAAAAAUAUAAAAAAACACACCCCUUUAUCGGUCGGUAACAUCAACAACGGGUGCCAACUUUUUUAAGCCGUUCUUUGAAACGCAUAAAAUAAUAUAAAUUAAUAAAAUUUAUUAACGUGAAGUGAUUGUUGUAUUAUUUAAUAUAAUAAAAUACACAAAGAUUUUUAUUGUGUUAUUUAAUUUAUGCUUUAAUUUUAAAACUGGAGCAAUAAAUUAUAUCAAAUCAUUUGAAAAAAAAAAAAAAAAAUUUUAGUGACAACGAAUAUUGUGACACAGAAGAAACCGGUGGUUUUUUUUUUAGUUUAAUUUUUUUUUAUUUAUUUAUUUUUAUACUCCAAAGUGUGAUUAUUAUUAUUAUUUAAUUAUAAUUAUUUUUUGUGGUGUUAAACGAAAUUCUGUUAUAAAAAAAAAAAAAAAAGUGAAAAAAAAAAGUUUUAUUUAAAUUUAUUUUUCAUAAUUAAAAUAAAUUGUUAUUAUUAUUUAAUUAUUAAUACCAAACGUUGGUAUUUUAAACACGUUGGAUUUAUGUUUUAAUUUAAUUUUUUGUCACGGAUUAACAAGUACUUGAAAUUGAAAGAAGAAAAAAAAAAGAAGAAAAAAAAAAAAAGCGUAAUAAUAAGAGCCUACUUACAAGGACUUUGGGAAAUUGUGUGGAAUAUUUUCGAUGGCUUCCGGUGACAUCCGGUGAUAAUUUUCAACACCUUCUCAAAUUUAAACUGUAAUUCAACGAGAGAAUGUGAAGAGAGCCUUGAACGAAAAAAUUUAUGUGAAGAAAAAAAAAAAAAGAAAUGAAAUUUUUUUUAAUCAUUGAAUCAUCACUUGGAAUACUGGAUUUUUGUAAAAUUAAUAAACUGGAUAAAUAUUGUCCAGAUAGAGAUGGAACGUUUGAGUCAUCUUGAGUACCAUCAAAAAAUAUUAUAUCAGAUAUCAAGUAUUCUGGGUGGUCGGAAGUUGGUGAAAACUGAGUGGAGUUGGACUGUCAAGGCUGAUCACCACGUUAAAUCGACGUGGAGAACAGUAAAACCUUUACAAAUGAACUUUGUCUGUAAAACUUUUGUCUAACAUUUCAACUAUAUAUAUACUUUAAAGUCAAAAAGGAAAAACGUCUUUUAAAGUGUGUGUGUAUAUAUAUUAAGUAAGAAAUUGUAUGACAAGUAGUUGAAACUAAAACUUAACUUUGAAUUUAAAGUUUUUUUUUUAUGAAAAGGUAGUAAGUAAAAGUACUUGUGUGAACGGAAAAAACCGUCAUCUGGCCAAGUUUACAUCUACCAAAGAAAUAUCAACAAGAUACAGUAUCAAAAAAUAAAAUUGAGAUUUAAAAUUUCACAUACUGCCACAAAUAAACAAAACAAAAAGCAUUUAAUGCUAAUAAUUUGCAGUCUCUGUAUUUCUUUAAAUCAAUAAGAAAAAGAACAAACGUGUUAACGUAUAAAAAAUAAAAAAAAUAAAGAAAGUAGGUAAAAGAGAUUUUGAAGAAGCCUCAGAUAAACUUAAUCCCAAUAAGAAAAAAAAAAAAAAAAACAAAUUGGAAAAAAAAAAUCCAGAGCCAUUGAAGAAAGAAAAAGUUGAGAUUAUUUUUAUUUUUUUUUUUUUGAUAUAAGAUUUCCAAUUUUCCUCUUAUAAUAAAAGUGUCCUUAAUCCAAUCAUCAAGCAUAUUCCAGUUUGAAAAAAAAGUAAAAAUUAAAUAAUUAAUAAAAUGGCACUAAGGAUGGGUUUGAUUAUGGCAAUAUUAUGCUCAACACUAGUUGAAGGUACAAGUAAUGGAGGUGAAAGUGGACCAAAUAGUCCAGUAUUUAAUCUUGAUCAUACAGCACUUGAAAAAAAUAUUGCAGCAAUAUUUAAUAAAGUUGCACAUAGUUCAGCAACAACAAAACGUAGUGUACCAGCAUAUGAAGCACAAGUAUCAGCAUCAACAACAUUAUCAACAAUACCAUCACCAUUAACAACAUCAACAACAACAACAACACCAUCAUCAACACCCCCAUCAUCAUCUUCAUCAUCAUAUUCAUUAUUUUCAUCAUUAACAUCUUUACCUGCAUCACCAUCAUCACCACAAUCAUUACCACCAUCAAGAAAUAUACCAAUACCACGUGUUACAGUAUCACCAACAUAUCGUGAAUUACCAUCAUAUGCACCACCAUCAAGAGCACCAUUUACACCACCAUUACCACCAGAAUAUCUUAAUCCAUUUGCUGAUAAACCAACAUUACGUGGUACAAAUUAUGAAACAUCACAUACUGGUGUAAGACGUCCAAUACCACCACCAAGUUUAACACCAGCACAUGAAAGAAUACCAAUAAGACCACCAGAUUUAAUACAUGAUCCAAUACAAGAUACAGAUAAAUUUCCACCAGGUUAUUCAUCAAAUUUAGAUGGUUCAAUUGGUUAUAAUAAUAAUAAUAAAAAUAAUAUACCAAUUAUAAAUAAUAAUAAUAAUAAUAAUAAAGAUGAUCGUGAUAAUGAUUCAUCUGAUUAUAAUAAUGAUAGAAAAAUUAGUAGUAAUAAUAAUGAUUUUGUACCAACGCUACAUUAUCCAAGUAUUUCACGUAUUUUAUCUGGUAGUAAUGGAAGAAAACAAGAUAUACCAGAAAUAUUAUUAAAACCAUUGUCAACAAAAAUGCCUGUAUCAAAUGGUGGAAGUAAUAUACCAGCAUUAUCAACAACUGAAAAAUUAACAACAAUGUCAAAUGAAAUGAAAACAACAGUUUCAAGUAUUGGACAUUCAACAUAUCCAACAAUAUUUAAUUUACCAAAUACAAGAAGAAAACAAAAUGGCAGAGAUGAUGAUGAUGAUAAUGAUGAUGAUAAUAAUAAUGAUAGAAGAAGAAGUAAUUCACGUGAAAGUGGACAUAUAAAAACUGAAGAAAUUGAAAUAGUUGAUGCUGAAAGAUUACCAUAUCCACAAGCACAACCACCAUCACCAUCAAAAAGACCAAAUGAAUUAUCAACAAGAAAAAUAAUAUCAAAUCCAGAAAAACAUCCACUUGAAUCAACAUGGAGAAUAGCAUGGUGUUUACAUGUUUAUAUUGCAGCAACAAUGUUUACAAUAAUGGCAUUAUAUUCAAUAUAUAAAAUAGUACGUUUUAAUGAAUCAAAUAAUUUAUUAACACAAUCAUAUUUUUUAACAGUACAUUUACUAUUAACAACAGUAUGUACAUUACGUUGUUUUCAUUUAUUUUAUGAUGCAUAUAAUCUUGGUCAUUCAUUAUCAGAACCAGUAUCACAAGUAUUAUUAUAUUUACCAGCACCAUUAUUAUCAACAGCAUUUGCAACAUUAUUUUUAUAUCUUGCAAAAUGUUCUGGUGCACCAGCAUUAAAUACAAAAUUAUUAUCACCAAUGAGUAUAACAUUAUGUUCAAUAAUACAUAUAACAAUGUGUAUGAGUCUUCAUAUAUCUGAUUAUAUUAUACGUAAUCCAAAUGAUGAAAAACCAACUAAAUUAUUACCACUUAUUUGUCAAUGUAUUUAUAUUGUAAUAUGUGUUAGUCUUGGUUUAUUUUAUAUGUAUGUUUAUCGUGUUGUACGUACACAAAUUAAUUUAAUAACUAAAAAAACAAUUGGUCCAAAUGUCGGUAAUGAUCCAACAACAAUUGCUCUUAAUAGUGCAAUAACAACAACAAUUGCAACAGCAUUAUUAUUUAUUGUUAUGGGAUUUUUACAAUUAUAUGGUAUAUUUGGUAUACAAGAAAAAUUUAAACAACCAUAUCCAUGGUUAUGGUGGGGUUGGCAAUUUUCAGUAAGAUUAUUAGAACUAUCAAUAUGUGGUCUAUUAGCAUGGGUUGCUAGUUUAUCACAAUAUCCAUUACGUGAAAAACAAAUGCAACAACAUUCAGCACAUUCUGGUUUUGCAUUAUUUCCAUGUGGUAGUUCAACAUCAACUGAAAAUAUGGAUGAUGUAUUAUAUCCAGCAAUAUGUAGUACAAAUCAAGCAAUACAAAAUUAUACAUUACGAACUGGUAAACAAGUUUAUGAUGAUAGUUUUCCAUUAAAUACAUUACCUGAUCAUUUAAAUAUAACUGGUACAUUUGAACGUCAUUCAAUACGUAAAUCUGGUACAAUGGCACAUUUUCCAUCAUCACAUAGUGCCAAUAAUGGUGGUGGUGGUGGUAAUCCAGCUAUAAAUAAUAUUAAUAAUAUUGUUAUUGGUGAAGGUAGAGGUUCAUUAAAUCGUCAUGGUAAUGGUAUACAAACAAUGAGAGGUUCUGAUACAAGACAUUCAACAAGACAUAUGCCUGAAACAAUGCCAAUAGCAAGUGGUACAACUGGAUCAACAAUGCUUGUUGCUGAAGAUGGUUUUGUUAGAUUUCGUAGUAUUGGAGCUGAGGAUGAUGAUUUUAGUGAUAGUCAAAGUAUUGUUGGUACACAUGGUAGAGGUGGUACUACUGGUUCUUUAUCUGGUAGUGUUAGAUAUUCAACAAGACAUCAAAAUUCAUCAUCAUCACAACAACAACAUCAUCAUCAUCAACAACAACAGCAUCAUCAACAUCAACAACAUCAACAUCCACAUCAGUAUCAACAUCCACAUACGUUACAACAUUCACAUUUAACACAAAGUCAUCAUCAAGGACAUCAUCAAAGUCAUCAUCAGCUUUAUAAUAAUACGUAGAAAAUGCCUCAAAUGGCAUGCGUCAAAUGGCGUUCGCCAAAACCAAUUUUAAAAAAGCUUUUUCCUUCUACAAGGCAUGUAAUUGUUAAAACUGAGUAUGGAAAUCCGAGAGUGUGCUCUCUGUCUACUCGACGUUGCACAUCCGAGGAGAUAAUUUAAUUCAACGCUAAUAAGUGUAAAAUAUGAUCCAUCCUAUUGUAUAGAAAAAAAGAAAAUUAAAAAUUAAAGAUAAUGAAAAAUAAAAAAGAAAAAGAGAUAAAUGAAAAGAUGAAAAUAUGAGAGAAAUUUUUUCGAAAUAUUAUUCUCACUCUUUCUCAAUUUAAUUCAUCAUGAAACAAUUGUAUUAUUAAACUGGAAAAAAGUGAAAAUAUUUUCAUUUAUCAUGGAAAUAAAAUGAAAAUAUUUUAGGUCAUUUAUAAAUAAAAUAAAAAAUAUUGUACCUUUCGCUAGAAAAAAAAAAAAAUAUAUUUGUGUUAAUAUUGCAUCGGUGUAAUUUAAAAUGUCAUUCAAAUUAUAAAAUUAAUUUUUCAUAAAAUCAAUACGACAAUUUGAUUUAUUAAUUUCAUUUGUUCUUUUUUAUUUUUUUUUUAAAUUUAUCUUUAAUUUUAAUUUGUACAUGAACGAGUCAUUGAGAAAAAGAAAAACGAAAUAAAUUGACAAAAUGAAUGAUAGAAAAUACAGUGUAUUUUCAAAUUGUCAAUAGACGUGGUUUUUUCUUUUUUUCAGUUAAUAUAUUAUUAACUUAAAUAAAUAUAUAUAUAUAUGGAAAGAAAGAUAAUAUUUAAUUAUUAUAAAAUUUGUACAGUCGAUAUAAAAUUAUCAUUCAGUCUUAUCAUCUUGGUGAAGACACUAGCAACUAGUUCGUAAAAUAAAAAAGCUAAAUUAAUAAAUGAAAUUUAAAUGAAAAAAAAAAA